GAAAGCCACGAGACGAUGUGGAUGGGACUAGGCUUUUCCAUGCUUUUCUGGCUUCCAGGAAAUGACGAUGUAGCCCAGCGAUGCAGGAUGAAUCGGAUGAAUCGGAGAUGAUGCCAUGGCAUCCAUGGGAUCUGAUAACUCUGAGAUCAUCGAUGCUGCCUUUGCACUGGCAGAAGCUGACUGGGUACUGGUCGCCAGUGGAGCUGGCCUGAGCGCAGAUUCUGGCUUGGACACCUACGAAGGUCUGCGCGAUCAGGGUGUUGACUAUGAUAUCCUUUGUAGAGCUGAGCUGUUGUAUGACAAGCCAGCAUUGUUUCACAGCUUUUGGCUGGGCAGCCUUUUGAAAUAUCGGGGCACUGCGCCGCAUGAAGGCUUUCAGAUCUUGGAGAAUUUGCUGCGAGAAAGAGCCGAUAUGGGUCGAGUGUAUCUUUACACUAGCAACGUGGAUGGUCACCUGAGACAGCUGCAGGGUUUUCCUUUGUGUGAAAUUCAUGGCUGCUGCGAAGACUGGAUGUGUUCGUCACAUUUGGCACCGCCUCCUUCUGAAGGCCUCAGUCAACGCUGGAUCACAGUGUGUGAAGAGCAGCGCAAACUCUUGGAUGGACGAGACGCCCGUGCCGCCUGCGGUUCUCCGGAGGCAUUCAAACUUCCAUCGGAUGCGAGCUUGGACAUGUUGGUCUGCAGUUGUGGUCUUCCACUCAGACCAGCCGUUCUGAUGUUUGGGGAUGAAGACGAAGCCCUUCUUGACAUUCUGCGACAAGCAUGGGAAACCUAUCAGAGGUGGGAAGACGGGAUGGAACGAGAGCUGAAAGCUGGUGGUCGACUAGUUAUACUUGAGAUUGGUGUUGGCCACCGAGUUGAAGUAAUCCGACAGGAAUGUGAUGAAGUGCAGAAAGAUGUCGCAGCUGCAGGAGGCACAGUUACUCUGAUCCGAAUCAAUUUGGAUGAACAGAUCCUGUCGAAGCCUUUGGUCGCUGAUGGAACUGGCCGAAUUCGGAAGAUCUGCUUACAGCUGUCAUCCCUGGAGGCUUUGAAGCUCAUUGGUGAGGUCAAUACAACUACGGCCAGCCAAGUGGAAAAAAUGCAAGGGGUUUGAUUGAGAGACACACGACUGAGCAGUGCCCAACCCUCGAAAUGAUGCUGAUUCGUCGAGGGUUGUGUGCUACGACGCAUGGUGAUUAUUUGCUGCCGAUGGCUGAAAUAUGUACUCAAACGGGGUCUGGAGGUGAGGUUAAAG
Molecule: messenger RNA, 1237 nt
Organism: Cladocopium goreaui
Lineage: Eukaryota; Dinophyceae; Suessiales; Symbiodiniaceae
Source: the annotation of a GenBank genome assembly